GUUGUGUGCGGCUCCGCUGCCGGGGCCGGGCGGCGGCAUGGAGCACCUCGGGGCUCACCACCUGCACCAAGGCCAAGCCGAGCCCAUCAGCUUCGGCAUCGACCAGAUCCUCAACACGUCGGAGCCGGGCAGCUGCAUGGUGUCGCACCCGCGGCUGCAGGACUCGGCGGACUACGGGCUGGGCUGCAUCGUGGGCAGCGCCUACAACACGGUCACGGGUGGCUACGGGGCGAGCGGAGGCGCGGCCGGCGCCUACACCGGCACCUCCUGCAGUAUGGGCGGCCUGCCCGGCUCCUACAACGUGAACAUGGCGGUGAGCAUGAACGGCAACACAUUGAGCUCGGCCGGGGGAGUGAUCCGCGUCCCGGCCCAUCGCCCGGUGGCCGGCGGCGUGCACCAGCCCCUCUCCGCCGCCGUGCCGGCGGUGAACGGCAUGAACAGUCUCACGGGGCUCACCUUUCCCUGGAUGGAGAGCAACAGGCGGUACACAAAAGACAGGUUCACAGGUCACCCCUACCAGAACCGCACGCCUCCCAAGCGGAAGAAGCCGCGCACCUCCUUCACCCGCCUGCAGAUCUGCGAGCUGGAGAAGCGCUUCCACCGGCAAAAAUACCUGGCCUCGGCCGAGCGCGCUGCCCUGGCCAAGGCCCUCAAGAUGACGGACGCCCAGGUCAAGACCUGGUUCCAGAACCGGCGCACCAAGUGGAGGAGGCAGACGGCGGAGGAGCGGGAGGCCGAGCGGCAGCAAGCGAACCGCAUCCUCAUGCAGCUGCAGCAGGAGGCCUUCCAAAAAACCAUCAACCAGCCCAUCCAAGCCGACCCCAUCUGUGUCCACAACUCCUCUCUCUUCGCCCUCCAGAACCUCCAGCCUUGGUCUGACGACUCCACCAAGAUCACCAGUGUCACCACCGUCGCCUCCGCUUGCGAAUAAGGCUGGCACCCGCCGGCGGUACGUGCACCUUCUGCCGGCGGGGCUGUCCCCGGGGGGACACGUGGCAUCUCUGGUGGGAUGCGUGGCAUCCCUGUUUCUCCCUGGGGAAGGCUGGCACCCCACGGUCCUUCGGCCACGUGUGCAUCCCACGUGUCUGGCCGGGGAAAGCCUCCACGAAGACCGAAAGGAAGGGAAACCACCCCAAAAACUCUCCCCACCCGUGGGGCUGCUGGAGCAGCGGUGGUGUCUCACCUCCCCCCAACCCUUUUGUUCUCUUGAAAGUCUCCGGUGCUGACCGUGAACUUGCUGACGUGCUGCCAGACAAAAGCCCAGCCCUGACAGGCACGACCGCCGGCGUUCACCCAGCUGGGGGAGAGAAAACUUCCUUUGGAUUCUGCUGGUGGCAGUGCA
Aquila chrysaetos chrysaetos is the source of this 1342-nucleotide messenger RNA. It is a transcript of the gene TLX1, whose product is annotated as T cell leukemia homeobox 1. Gene Ontology annotation, cellular component: nucleus. Gene Ontology annotation, molecular function: DNA-binding transcription factor activity, RNA polymerase II-specific; RNA polymerase II cis-regulatory region sequence-specific DNA binding. Gene Ontology annotation, biological process: animal organ development; regulation of transcription by RNA polymerase II. The record is from RefSeq and is a predicted model, not a curated record. The transcript is spliced from 3 exons. Bases 38 to 931 code for a protein of 297 amino acids. Lineage: Eukaryota; Metazoa; Chordata; Aves; Accipitriformes; Accipitridae.